Molecule: messenger RNA, 1260 nt
Organism: Chenopodium quinoa (quinoa)
Lineage: Eukaryota; Viridiplantae; Streptophyta; Magnoliopsida; Caryophyllales; Amaranthaceae
Product: phytochromobilin:ferredoxin oxidoreductase, chloroplastic-like
Exons: 9
Coding region: 1-873 (290 amino acids)
Biological process (GO): phytochromobilin biosynthetic process
Molecular function (GO): phytochromobilin:ferredoxin oxidoreductase activity; cobalt ion binding
Source: RefSeq, a predicted model, not a curated record
AUGAUGCAGAAAAAACUAAAUCCUAGGAUUAUUUUUGUCUCUGAUGGAUCUCAUUAUCAUCUUUGUUGUAAUAGACUUUCUGCAUCUCAAUUUUUUAAAAAAUUUAGCCAGAUUGAAGCUAUAGAUGGAAAGGCCAACCUCAAAUUUCAAUCUUUUAAAGAUUCUAAAAUUAGACUACUUCGCAGUAUGCACAUUGACGGGGGUGAUUCACUGCAGGUGUUGGACUUUGGCAUCUUCCCAAAAGUUGCUUUCGACUUGCCUAUAUUUUGUGCCAACUUUUUCAGCAGCUCAUCGAUGAAUAUUAUUGUAUUGGAUCUCAACCCAUUGUAUGAUGUCAUUACUAAUAGAGAAUACAAAGAGAAGUAUUACAAAAGCUUAAUGCCUCUCAGCAUUAAGUAUGCUGAACUUUUGCCAUGGGGAGGAAAACUUACAGGUGAAUCUUUGAGGUUUUUCUCACCAAUAGUUAUAUGGACAAGAUUUUCCACAAGUCAAGACAAGCAUGAUAUUCUAUUUGACGCAUUCAGUGACUAUUACAAGACAUGGCUUGACUUGAUGGAACAGGCAGUGGAGGAGACUGCUGCUGACCAAAUUAUGCUCAACAGUGAAGCACAACAUAAAUACCUUACCUGGAGAGCAGAGAAGGAUCCGGGGCAUCCAAUGCUGAAGAGAUUGCUUGGGGAAGAUAAAGCAAGAAAUUUGUUGAGGAGCUUUUUAUUUAAUGGAGUUGAUGAAAUAGGCAAUAAAACAUUUCUGGACUACUUCCCAGGGUACAAGCUUGACGAUGAAACCUUAAAUGAGAAGCGCAGUAUCAUGGGGAAGUCUUUUGAGAACCGGCCAUGGGAUAGUAGAGGGGAACUCAUUGAUAACUGUUGAGCUUAAUUUAAUAUUUGGGCUCAAAAGGUUGGGAUAAGGUUUGUCGAAGUUUUAGAGCAGUGUCGCAGUGUUGCAACACUUGCAAGUGAGAAGCUGAAUUUGAGUUUACUAUCGACAACCUGGUUCUGAAUGUGAUCUGCUGAUCCUUGUUCUUAGCAGUGGCUUGCAAGUCUUAUUACACUACGUAUAUGAUGUGAAAUCAAUUUAUUCGCUUAAUGCUCGUUAUUUUUUUUCCCUUUUGGUUUCUCUUUAGAUCAAAGCUUCUCUAAGAUACUUUUUGUUCUUGUAAUACAGGUAGAUUAAGUGCUAAUUUGUCUGUUAGGUGUCUUAGGACAUUAUGUUAGUGACAGAGCGGAAGAAUGCUUAAAGAAAUUUCUUUUUUCAAUU